Molecule: messenger RNA, 3195 nt
Organism: Daldinia childiae
Lineage: Eukaryota; Fungi; Ascomycota; Sordariomycetes; Xylariales; Hypoxylaceae
Exons: 1
Coding region: 1-3195 (1064 amino acids)
Biological process (GO): establishment of spindle localization; nuclear migration along microtubule; mitotic spindle orientation checkpoint signaling
Cellular component (GO): spindle pole body; cell cortex; mating projection tip
Source: RefSeq, a predicted model, not a curated record
AUGACAGGCCCAUUUGGAGCCAGUCUAGCUGCAGAAGCACCAGCACCAGCACCAGAUGCAGCAGCAGCAGUGCCAGCUUCUUCACCAUCACAAAACUAUCUCCACGGCCAACACUAUAUCACCCGGCCGCUUUCUUCCUCUCGCCAAUCUCCCACCACCCCGACGGCCUCCGCUUUUUCGGACCCAGGAUUUCCUGAUCCUGAACAGCAACAACAAAAUGCCGCCGACCCGCCUCUCGAUCUUUUGACAUUUUCUGACGUCCCGACCAAUUUGGUACAGCUAGGACCUCUCCCUUCCGACAUCCAUAACAACAUUCAUAAUAAUAAUAAUUCUCCCACAAUUAAGGCCAAGCAUCUUCAAGCACGUAGACCUUCUCCUGGCUUGGCAGCUCGUCUCAAAGCUUUAGGUUUCGGUGGCCAAAGACAGGCUUCGUCUUUGCCCUCAUCGCCAUCCCAUGAAAACGUCGGCCGCUUACCAGAAGAUCAGCUGCGGCUACUCGACCAAAAGCAUCAAAACAAUUCUACCGAGCUUGUCGUCGAGCGACGCGGUCGUCCUUGGAAAGGUGCUGGUGCACCUCUCCAAUUGUUAAGGUCCAGAUCUAGUCGCGACUCAUUUCGACGGAAGAGUGCUAUCGAGGAAGAAAGACCUACCUCAUUCGUUCAGGUUGAAUCCUCUUCCAAGCCCGAAUUACUACCAGAGAUAAUAGAGGCGCCGCCAUUGGAAAUGGACACCAACAAAUACCGAUUGCCCGACCACACGAAUGGAAAUGGCACUAAAGCACAGCUCGAUACCCGGAGAGAGCAUAUCAAACGAGACUCGCGCGUUCCGAAAUUAGAGAUCGUCGACGACUCCGAAACGCCACCUCCUCUGCCUCCUAAAGAUACGCCUCCUGGGAGUGCAACUCCUGCCGAUUUUACCUCCGACUUACCAUCCUACUUCAACCCCCUCGGUCUUCAGCGUGCAGGGUCCAUAUAUACGAUAUCCCGCGCGUCGUUUGCUAACCAGCUUGCCCAGCUUACUGCGCUUCAGCUGCCUGAUGCCGAGUUAUUGUCGAGUAAGGUCGCCGCUAUUCCCACGGCCCAAGCGGCGGCGAAGGCCUUACUGGGAGCUGCUGAACAAAUACGAAGUUGGAUCUCGAAAGCCUCUGAAGUUAUCGGAGGCCUAGACAGCGAUGAUGAUGUCGAGUGGGCCGCGGCCGGAGGCAGAGAAGGGUAUGAAGAAGUAGAAAACGCCAUCACAAGAUUUGAAGGGCUUAUCAAUGUCUACGUGGGCGCUAUUGAAGAGCUGCAAAACAGGCCAGAUAUUGCCAGCGUAUCCAGCGAGGACCUUCAAAAAGCGGUCACCCAGAUGGAAGCUAUUAUGAAUGCGUGGGCUAAGAUUCGGCACACUCUGAAUAAUAUUAAAGGCCAGGUCGAAACGGCUAUGGAGUGGGAGGAGCUAUGGAAUAUGGUUCUAGGCGAUAUUCAGAACGAAAUGGAUGAGCUAAGCCGAUUAAUAUUCGAAAUGGAGGAACGGCGUCACAAAUCCAUGAUGGCUGUUUCGAAUGGGGAUGGGAUGGAUAUAGGCGACCUAGAGACCAUCGUGGAGGAGACGCCACCCGCUGUCAUGCGUAAUAACCGAUUUAGUGUACCAUCAUUUCCGCUUAGUCCAAGCUCUCCAGGAACUCCCGCACUCACCCAAGAUGAUUCGAGCCUACUUGCAUUGUUCGCGCGGAUGCAGCCCCUGAGAGCAUCGUUGGACUUUUUACCCAUGCGACUCUCGGUAUUUGAAGCGAGAGCUUCUGGGGCUUUCCCGACAGCCUGCGAAGAACUAGAAAUGAGGAGAACAGGCUUGGAGGCUAGCUACAAGAAACUUGAGAAGGACGCCGAAUCCCUUAGAAAGGAGCUUGGCGAGGACAAGUGGGUUCUCGUUUUCCGCGGUGCUGGUAGGCAAGCUCAGAAGAUGAUCGAGUCUGUAGACCGGAGUAUGGCAAAGGUGUACGAGGCAGUGGACCAAGGUUUACAGCACUCCAGUCCCGCGGCGAUGAGCAAGAAGAUUGAGAGCUACGAGGCAAAGAGAGUACAUUACGGGCCAGCAAUCGAACGUGUGCUAUCUAUCAUCGACAAGGGUGUUAAUGAUAGACUUACUGUAAACGGCGAAAUUCUUCGGCUACACAACGAGUUAGAAUCUAAGUGGGAGGAAGCAAGAGAAUCUAUGAGAAGGCUAAGCGGCAUCAUAGAGGAGAUUCAGUCUAAAAAGCAUAGCCAACAGCUACGAGACUCGAUCUCCAGUAUGCUCUCGAAUGAUAGAUCAACUAUUGCUAGCGGCAAUGAGACUCCGGGAAGUUCGCCGCCAUCAUCAGUCGUCAUGUCUAGCAUAGGUCUAGAGUCAAACAGUUCCUUAACACAGCAUAAGAGGCGUACUACUACCAGCGGCGGAAGUCAUCUGCCUCAGCCUGCUUCGGCUCGCAGAAGUAGUUCGAGUUUAGCUCCCCCUUCACGGCGGCCCCCUGGAUCUCGACUCUCUACAUUCCAACCGAGUACUACUAGCCUGACCACGCCGCCUCGAAGUGGUAGUGUCACACCUCUCACCCGUCUCCCAAGAUCCAAUUCCAAUGCCGCUGAUAGCCGCCCGCGAUGGAAUGCAUCCACAAAUACCAAUGAUUCUGACGUAGGACAUAACUUCAAACCGCUCACCCUUACUACCCCUAGUCCAUAUGCUAAAGAAACAUCUUCCGGGCGCUCUGUAUCCUCGCUUGGACAGUCUCCUGGGGGCUCGAAGCUUCCUCUCCGCAGUCCAUUAGCAAUGGCAACUUCAUCCUCACCAGCUCCUGAGGACACGCCUCCUAGGAAGAGUACAUCUCGGCUCUCCUUCCGUGACCGGAUUAAUGCUGCUGCUUCUGCGGGACAAUCUGUCCCGCCGUCUGCGGCUAAGGCUCGGUUCGCAGCACAAGGGUCUUCUACCUUUGAUAGUCGAAGAGCUUCACUCCAGCCACCAAGGCUAGAUUUUGGUCUGAGCGAUGCUAGGCGAUCGGCUAGUUCCUUGUCGAUGAGCAACCGUCGCACUAGUUUACUCCCUCAACCUAAGUCGAAGAUGGACGAUUCAACUGGCCGCCACAGCCCACAGGCUACCGCUGCGGCACGUGCUGCUAUGCACAGGGGUAGCACCAUAAUAGAAUCGAAGUCAAAAGAUAACAAACCCCGUUGGCACUUUUAA